Daucus carota subsp. sativus is the source of this 1504-nucleotide messenger RNA. RefSeq lists its product as uncharacterized. NCBI's taxonomy places the organism in Eukaryota, Viridiplantae, Streptophyta, Magnoliopsida, Apiales, Apiaceae. Gene Ontology annotation, molecular function: DNA binding. Bases 239 to 1285 code for a protein of 348 amino acids. The transcript has 8 exons. The record is from RefSeq and is a predicted model, not a curated record.
CAAAAUUCUUCUUGAUAUCUGUAACCUCUUUAUGCUGCCUGAAAACCUUUAAUGGAGCUUCCCAACUAAUUACCCCAUUACAAUUGAUUGCAGGUGUUUUCAAUGCUUCUAACGUUACUUUUUUGGGGCUUUAUCUUUAAAUGGGGAAGAAGAGUGCUUCUUCUUCUUGUGCUGCUGAAAGAAGUUAUAAUCAGUCUGCUGAGAAUUGCUCGGACAUUAACUCUAUUCUUCCAGGGCUAUGGAUUUGUCUGGUGUUAUUAUGGAGAAAUUUAUCAAGUGCUUAACAAAAGCGGAUUUGGAAUCUGAUGAAAUGAAAAUGCCUCAAAAAUUACUCAGCAAAUAUGGUAACAUUAUUCCAAAGUGUUUCUUGUUGAAAUUCCUGAAUGGAUAUCAAAUUCCGGUGAUGCACAAUGAAGAGAAAGGAGCUCUAACUGGCAUUUCAACUCUUUAUGCUGACUUGGACUUUAAAGCUGGUGAAAUGCUUGUGUUUGAAUUUGAUGGGUCCUCUAAUUUUAAUGUUUAUGUGAUUGGGACUGAUCUCCUGGAGAUUGAGUAUCCAGUUGUAGUUCACCAUUUUCAGAAAACACCUCCUAGGAAUGUGAAUGUUGAAAAAGUGGGAUUGAAAUUUGUCAAUUUUGUUAGAGAUGAAGACCCUCUGAUUGAUGAAUUUGAGCCUCCUCAUGCAAUUAAGAAACGAUUUACCAUGUUGAAAGCAUAUCAGAACUAUUUUUUUAGUAAUGGGAAGUGCAUUGAGGGUGGUUAUGACCAUGAAACUGGAAAAUUCCAUGGCCUCAGCAAAUUCAGCUCAAUUUUUGGGAUGCAAGAUUUUAGUGGCUUCAAUUUGCUUUUGUUUAGUUAUGAGGCAUCUGGCAUCACGACUAUUUCAGUUUUUGAUGAUCACUUUGUCGAGUACCUGUUCCCUGGCACACCCAUUUCAAGCGGUCUAAAUGCACAUAACCCUAUCGUGCGUUAUCGCUUUGAGAUCACUGUCAAGGCUCACCACUUGUACAAAUAUGUUUAUGGAGUGGAUAUAUCAACUGAUUUCAACAAUGUCACUGCCUUUUGGAAGAAAAGAGACUACAUUAAUGUUUAUUCGGGUGAGAAAGCAUGGAAACUGCAGGUUAGGUUUCGAGGUGCCAACUCUAACCGCACAACCAUUCAUGAUGGAUGGAUCCAAUUUAGAGAUGGAUUGGGCCUCCAACUUGGCGACGUGGUUGUAUUUGAAUGUGCAGACCCAUUCCGCACACACUUUGCUGUUCGAGUCUUGAGGAUUCAUGGUGCAUAGUUCUGUUUCUAGGUGCUAUGUGGAAGUUUGGAUAUGUGAAAGGUGCUGAGAGCUCUAGAUGAAUCUGUCAUUUUCUGCAAAACUGUCUGAGUAUAUUGAACGCUUUGUCUGGUACUUUGUUAUUUUGGUGAAUUAUGAAAAUUUGGGGAGAAUUUUUAUUUUGAAGCUGUCUGGGGUUUGAUCUUAAAUUAGUGGAAUCUGGAUUUGAAAUGAUUAUGA